Messenger RNA from Vombatus ursinus (common wombat), 6239 nucleotides. It is a transcript of the gene DGCR2, whose product is annotated as DiGeorge syndrome critical region gene 2. Gene Ontology annotation, molecular function: protein binding. The record is from RefSeq and is a predicted model, not a curated record. The coding region runs from base 65 to 1732 and encodes 555 amino acids. The transcript is spliced from 11 exons. Lineage: Eukaryota; Metazoa; Chordata; Mammalia; Diprotodontia; Vombatidae. Gene Ontology annotation, cellular component: membrane.
AGAGCGGAGCGCUCCGGGGUCCGGCGUGGGCCCGCGCCGCCCGCGGAGGAUGAACGGAGGAUAAAUGGUGCCCCAGGCGGACAGCGGCGCCUUCGUGCUCCUCUUCCUGCUGGUGCUCACCGGCACCGAGCCGCUGCGCCCAGGUCCACCACUAGCCCUGGCGAGACUUCUGUCAGAAUUGCGGUGCAACCCAGGCCAAUUUGCUUGUCGCAGUGGUGCCAUCCAGUGUAUCCCCCUCUCCUGGCAAUGUGACGGCAGGGGGACCUGCGAAGAUGAGAGUGACGAGGUUGGCUGUCCAGAUGUGCCUGGGGACCAACGUUCUUAUCAUGGAAAGGAGGCCAUGGAUUCACGGCCCAGUCGUGGAAGAGGAGACACAACUCGCUUCCACACAGUGAAUGUAGCGCAGCCCGUCCGCUUUAGCAGUUUCCUAGGAAAGUGCCCGACGGGUUGGCAUCAUUACGAGGGCACGGCCAGCUGUUACAAGGUCUAUCUAAAUGGGGAGAAUUACUGGGAUGCCGUGCAGACCUGCCAGAGGGUGAAUGGCUCUUUAGUGGCCUUCACGACCGACCAGGAGCUCCGCUUUGUUCUGGCCCAGGAAUGGGACUUACAGGAGAGGACCUUUGGGUGGAAGGACCAACGCAAGUUCUGGGUGGGCUAUCAGUAUGUCAUCACUGGUCGAAACCGGACUUUAGAAGGUCGCUGGGAGGUGGCUCACAAAGGCCCCUCCGAGGUCUUUUUGCCACCAGACCCCAUUUUCGCCUCGGCCGUGCCUGAGAACGACAACGUGCUCUGCGCCCAGCUCCAGUGCUUCCACUUCCCCACCCUGCGGCACCACGACUUGCACAGCUGGUAUGCGGAGAACUGCUACGAGAAGUCCUCCUUCCUCUGCAAAAGAAGCCAGACAUGUGUGGACAUCAAGGACAACAUUGUGGGGGAAGGCCACCACUUCACACCCAAAGGCAACGACCCCUGCCUGAGCUGCACCUGCCACAAUGGGGAGCCAGAGAUGUGCGUGGCCGCGCUGUGCGAGGGGCCCCAGGGCUGCCAGCAGUAUGACAAGGACCCCAAAGAGUGCUGCAAGUUCAUGUGCUUGGAUCCAGACGGCAGCAGCUUGUUUGAUUCCAUGGCAAGUGGGAUGCGCCUCAUCGUCAGCUGCAUCUCCUCCUUCCUCAUCCUGUCCUUGCUGCUCUUCAUGGUCCAUCGGCUGCGUCAGAGACGCCGAGAGCGCAUCGAGUCGUUGAUUGGCGCGAACCUGCAUCAUUUUAACCUGGGCCGGAGGAUCCCAGGCUUCGAUUAUGGCCCUGAUGGCUUCGGGACGGGCCUCACUCCGCUGCAUCUCUCUGACGAUGGAGAAGGCGGAGCCUUUCAUUUCCACGACCCUCCUCCGCCAUACACGGCCUACAAGUACCCGGACAUCCAGCAUCCUGACGACCCCCCGCCACCCUACGAGGCCUCCAUCGACCCCGACAGCGCGCUCUGCGCCACUCCAGAUGGCGUUUGCCCCCAGACGGCUCAGAGCAGUCCGCCCUCCCUAGGAGACAGUGAUGUGUCUCCCCGACUCUCGGAGGGGCCUCUCCCGCCUUUGGUGGGGCCCUCCCCAGCAGAGCUGGAUGACUCGGCUGAUAGCAGCACCCUCCUCGUACCUCCGGACACGCCCCUGAGCGAGAAUAGGCCGGCAGAAACUCUGGGGGGCAGCCGCUCCAGCCUCUGCUCCCUCAAUACCAUUGUCUAAAGGGGCGGCGAGCCAAUAGCCUGCCGGUCAGAAAUCAUCGGAGCAACUGUUUGCACACAACUGGACGAAGAAUCACGGCUCUAGGCGCUGAGCUCUGCCCACUCUCUUCCAGGCUGGCAUCGUCCCCCAUUAUGCCGGGCUUGGCUUUGCCCUCACUGUGCAUUCACCACCGGGUUUAUUGUGUAAAUAGGGAUGGGGGCUGUGUGAGAGGAAGGCCAGAGGGUCCUCAUCAGGGGAUGAAGAGAGGACAGAAAGUCGGGCAGCUUUGGUCCCUGCUCUUGGGUUUGGCUCAUCUUCUUCGGUUAUGGAGGAGGGACAGGGUGACGGGCUCUCGGUGGUAACGAGCUGGCUGAGGCUGGGGGCUGAAAGGGGCGGGGUCUGCCUGCAUCGCUAGCUCCCAUGUAGCGCUUGGAAGUGUCCACAGUUCAGCCACAGGUAGGGCUGGCUGGGGUGUAGUGAUGCUCACAUGUGAGCUUAGGACCGGGAAGGCCCUGGUGGUGAGGGUGUUAGUUGCCAGGUCUCUGUCUCCAUCUUGAAAUGGCAGGAGUGGAAGAAGGGGAUCUGCAGAGGGUUUGCCUUUAGAGGCCUUGGAUGCAGGCCGUAAGUGCGGGGAGUGCUUAGAGAUCUUCUGCCAGGCUUCUAGGCUGGUGAGAGCGGGCACGCUGGGAUGUCGAUGCUUUGGCUUCCUCAGGCUGCUGUCCAGCAUCCCCGAGGUGGGCUGAGCAAGUGGGGCAGAGGAGAGUGCGGCUCUGCUGGCCAGGGACCUCAGUGCAGAGUGAGGAGGGGCCGGCCCGGCCUGGUAGCUGCAUUCAGACCUGCUUGGGUGUGAGAUCAGAAGAAAGGAAAUGGCCCAUUGGGAGUUGGCCUGGUGAUAGAACUGCUUCUCAGACUGUGAACUGGCCUACCGACUUUGGCAGGUGGGCGGGCGGCCUUGCUGUGGGAGGGUCCACAGUGUGAAUCCAGGCUGAUCUGUGCAGAACCUCCAUGCGUGACGUCAUGCCUCUGUGGGGCUCCCCCAGCCUCGGCCGCCAUCUCUGGAAACUGAGGUCCAUCCUCCCACACUCAGCCCUCUCUGCCCUUGAGCCCCUGAGGACCCUGCUUGGGGGAGUUGCUGCCCUUUCUGAUGCCUCUGGAAGAAGAGGCCUUGGAGGCAGCGGGCAGCAGAGAAGGGGAGGACAGGAUCUUUCUUGGAAAUGGCUGGAGUUGCCCCGAGGGGGGAUUUUCGGGGGAUUUUCAGGGGAUGGGAGAGCAGCUGAGAAGAUGCUUGAUUUCUGCUGGUGUAGGCUUCAGUCCACUGGGGAGCUUGGGAGACUCGGUGGGGGGGGGGGCUCCCCCUCCAUUCUCCACUUAAAACUAAGAGCAUCAUGGGGAUGAGCCCCAGGGGUAUUUCUAGGGCCCAGACCUCUCAGCCUUAGCUGUGUGAUCGCUGGUGUCUGUCCCCACCUGCCUCUCCCUCCCCCUUCAGUUCGGUCAGUGGUUUACCUCAUUAGGAACUCUGGGGGGGAUUUGUGGGCAGCUGCUCCCGUCAGGGCAGGGCUGAUGCCUCCCCGGGAGGGGGGUGGGAAGGUUACCCAGGGCUGCGCACGUCAGCAGCUUGUCUUGUGGUUAUUCAGUGUGGGCAAGACACGAGGCCUUCUGUCUCCCAGCGCCCCCGUCCCCACCAGGCCCACUUUGGGAGCCUUGCCCUGCUGAAGGGUUGUUCCUGCUUCCUCAGCCACCACAUGCACGGUGUGGUGUUGGUCGUGAGCAGCUGGUGAAUGGAGCGGGGUUUCUUUGCCCGGUGUGUUGUCGCUCGGCCAGAGACAGACGCAGCCUAUGGACAGCAAACGUUGCCCAAGUAGGAAUAAUAAAGCGGGUGUUGUGCACUUUUGAGCACAUCUAUACAUUUUCUAUACAUUGUAUGUACUGACCGUGUUUCCUUUAGUUUUAUAUGGGUGGUCGAAUGUGUGUGUGGGUGUAGGUGUGUGUGUCUGUGUGUGUGGGUGGGCAUGAUCAUGGUAUGGUUGGGUGCCCACCUGAGGAAGAAAGGCCUGGGAUGGCUCAGGUAGGAGCCUUCUGAGGAGGCUCGGAGAACGUGUUGCUGGGUAAAACCGCACCGGGCAUUCCUUCCUUCAUUUAUUCAUUCAGCCACAUUUCCUUGGGCCAGAACCGGCCGCCUUGUGGGGGCAUUGUUCCAUCUCAGCUCAGUGAUUCAUUUCCUGGCCUGUCACCUCUCAGAAGAGUUAGGGACAGUCCCUGCAGCCCUUCCUUCCUCUUGGGUUCCUCGUCACCUGUGGCUGUUUGUUCUCCUGUUCUGUGGAGGGGGCCCAGUUGCUUUUCUCUUGCGGGCAUGUGCGGACAUGUUUUUAAUUUCUUUUUCUCUGUCUGUGCAAGGAGGGAUGGGUGCCACCUGGGGGCUCCUGCCCUAAGCAGAGCUUGUUAACAGCUGCCCCGGCCCCGUGGCAUGGGGGACCUAAGCAGGGAGAGCAGUGGCAGCUGCUUCUGGGGACUCUUGCUCUUAGAAUCCUUCUUCCCUCCUCUUGCCAAACGGUUGCUGGGGGAAGUGUUAGGUUUUUUUUUUUUUUUUUUAAGAGAAUGAUGGCAUCAUCUAUUUGCACAUUGAAUCCCUCAUUCUGGUUGUUAAUUAAAGACAAAAAAAGCUUUUGGUUGGUGUUUCCGGAAUAUUAUUUGAGGUCUGCUGGGAAAGAGAGAAAGGCCGUGUUUCAGAAUAGGGGAGUGCUCAGCAUCUGCUUACGUGCCUCUCUCAUGUGUUUGUCCUGCGUCACGCGGCCCUCAGACAGAUGGAUUCUUUCUCAUUUUUAAACCUGGAAGACGCUAGGCUCACACUGCGCUAACUGAUCUCCAAGGCCCCUUCCAGAAAUCAGCCCAGACCAAAGCGGAAGGAAAGUCACUAGUUAGCUUGUUUGCUUUCAACUCCAGACCGCUGGGGAACCCUGAGCAGGGAAGCCACGGUGGUCUGUCCGAGUUAGCCUGAGGCUGCGCCUCCCCUGAGAGAGGCCUGCCCCUGGCUGGCUCCAGAGCCAUCCCCCAUGUAACUGAGGGCCUGCAGUUAGAGCCUAGGCCAGCGCAGUGCCUGAGAGCCAGGCACACGGAGCUGCUGUGCACCAGGGCUGGAGCUGAGACGCAUUUCUACACAUUGGAGUAUUGUAGGUAGUAAAUCUCCCCGUAUGUAGCUCCCCCAACCCCAGCCCAGCCCUGCCUGGGUCAUUUGUAGUUAGAGACUUAUUCCUCACUUCUCUGAACACGAAGCAGUGCCAUUUGAAAACAUUAGGAUCUACACUUUCAGAAAUACUCAGUCAUGGGUGUCCUUAUGUUUUCACUUGAUGAAAUGACUUCUUGUCAGUCACUACCUUGUAUUCUGGUGGCUUCUGCCCCUGGGCAGGCAGUGAGGUCUGGGAUAGUAGAGGUGGCAUUAGAGGACCCCCAUACCCCCAAACACAAAUGCUGUAGCCACAGCCUGAGCCCCGAGGCCUCCUGAGGCCAUGCAAAUGAGUACCUUUCAUUCCAAGCUGAGGCCUGAGGGUCUGGGCACCCAGCCCAACCCUGCCCUGCCCCAUUGUCGUGUUCCUGUCUGCUACCCUGAGCCAUCCAGGGUGUGAAGGCAGGAGAGUGUAUAGGUGAGUGUAUCUCCACAGGACUGCCUGUAGUGGCGCGGCUCUGCCGGGGGAACCCCAAACCCGUCACCUCAGAACUGAUUGGGGGUCCAUGUGGCUUCUGUCUGUGAACAUGUGACCCCACCCCCUUGGAGAGAGCCCCUGGGGUGUUGUUCCCCAUCCUGCCUCCCUUCUCGGAGCGAGGACUAGAUUCUGCUCAGAGAAGUCUGUACAACAGCUUCCACAUGGGUCAAGCCUGGGAGUGUGUGCUUUCUGUUCACAGAAAAAGAUGCUUCCACAUUAUGCACUAGGUUAGCAUCCCUCGGGGUCACCAAGAAGCUUGGGCAGGAUGCCCAUUGGCCCUUUUCUCACCCCCCUGAAAAUUGCCACCUUCUCCAAGGAUUUGGGCUCCAGACUUGACUGAGUACCUCACCAGGGGAGGGGAAGUUUGUGUGGUCCAAUAAGGGGUGAGGCUCUUUCUCUCUUCCCCACAUGCCCUGCCUCCAGAGCUCCUACACAAGAUGGAUUCAGUUGUUUGAAGUAGGACCCCCCUCCACUCUCCACCUGCCCUCACGUCAAGCCUCACUUGCUCCCAGGCCCAGACUUUGCCCUUGGGGGGGUGGAGAGUGAGGGGGCCAUGCUGCUCCGCCCUCCCCUCAUGCCCUGACCCCAUGGAGCUGGUGAACUCCGCAGCCCUGGAGGAGGGUUUCUAGUCUUCUCUGAAAGGCCCUGUAAUAGUGGCACUGGGCCGUGUGGACAUCCUGAAGACUUUCUCUCUUGCUUUCACGGAGGUGGGGAGGUUAAUUGUUUGGAUUGUUUUUUGUUGUCCAGUUGGCACUAAUCUUUUUGUCCUCCUCAAGAUGCUGUGAGAACUGUGUCAUCUAAAUGCCAAAUAAAUUUGUGUUCUGGCCACA